This is a messenger RNA of Fibroporia radiculosa, 645 nucleotides long. RefSeq lists its product as uncharacterized. The transcript is spliced from 2 exons. The coding region runs from base 1 to 645 and encodes 214 amino acids. Lineage: Eukaryota; Fungi; Basidiomycota; Agaricomycetes; Polyporales; Fibroporiaceae. The record is from RefSeq and is a predicted model, not a curated record.
AUGGCACGCGGCCGGGAGACGUCUUUGGUGCUCCACCCGCACGCAUCGACGUCCUCGCAACGUGGCGGCUUCGUCGGGCAACGCGCCUCCCCCCACUGGCAGCUAGUGCUAGUGCCAGGGCACCACAAUGGCAAGCCCUCCAGCGCGCGCACUCUCCUCAUCGGCCGCCAUGCACCGCGUGCUGACGGUAAGCCGCCUCUCGCUGCGUCCCUGCGCCAGGGAGGCUACGCCGGUCUCGCCGUCCCUGCACCAGCCGCCGCGUCCCCCCUUGUCGGCGCGAAAUGCUCGAGAGGAUGGCGGCGGCAAUGGGCGGCCCGGAGAUGGAUCGAUGACGACGUCAGCGCUCAGCGCUCGCUGGUCGCCGUCCCAGCGGACGGACGUUGUUUGCUUGCGACGACGACGACAACGGCGACGGCGGCGGCAAGCUCGACGGACGCGUGCAUCCGUCCGCUAUCGAUGGGCGUCGCCGCGCAGCUCCACUCGGACUACAAAUUACGCAACGCUGGGACGUGCAGUUCGCCGCUUCGUGGCUUCGUCGACGGCGCAGGUGACCUGCCUGCCCUCUCGCGGACACUGCCCAUCGGCUGGGGUAGUGCCCCUGCAGGCUGCCCACAACGCGCGACCCGUGGACUCGUCGGCAUCUGA